AAAUUAUAUAACGAGAGAAAAAGAAAAUACGAAACACGUAUACAAGUUACAAGUUAGUGCACCAGCACUGCUCAAUGCAAUGACUACAAAUACUUGGUCAUUUCAACUCCUCUCCUCGUCUCUCUCUGAUCACACUACCUUCUCUUCCAAAAGUCGUCGUCGGGAAAACACAAAAGGACGAAAAUGACCCUCUUCAAGAGGCCAUGUCCUUACUCAAAGAUGGACAAGGAAGAUCCAGAAGAGGUACAUCGUCAAAGAGCCAAGUUCUUGAUUUACAAAACACUUCAAGAAGCCGAUUUGGUUUCGCGGCGUGAUCCUCAUUCGUCGUUUCUACGGCUGAAGCUUUAUCUGUUGAAGGUCAAGAUCGGAAAGAGGUUGACUAAUCUACGCCGAACCGUAGUAUCCGCCGUUAGAUUUGGCGGAAUUCGAAAACAUUCUCAUAACGGCGUAAGAGCGUUGAAGAAGCUGUUCCACGGUGGUGCAACAACUGGACUACCUAGGCCUAUUUUCACUCUUGAAGUUUGAUUUUAAUUUAUAUUAUUUCUUGUUUUGUGUAAUUUUUUUUCUUUUGUUUCUGGAGUUUCUUUUUAUCUCUUUUACAAAAGUUUAUCAAGAAAUGUAUUAUGAAGAGAUCAUGAGUUUUGUUUCUUUCAAAAAGGUAAAAAAAAAUCUUGAAAUUUUAUAAAUCAUUUAAUUAUAUGAUGGUGCAAAAGGAUUUAGAAGACACAUUUAAAUUUGGAUUAUGGAACUUGUAAUCGACGUAUUUUAGACAGUAGAAACGACGCAUUUUCAGAGAAAAAUGAUAUGGAUUGCACUGAAAUAUA
This is a messenger RNA of Arabidopsis lyrata subsp. lyrata, 824 nucleotides long. RefSeq lists its product as uncharacterized. The transcript has a single exon. Bases 184 to 525 code for a protein of 113 amino acids. The record is from RefSeq and is a predicted model, not a curated record. Lineage: Eukaryota; Viridiplantae; Streptophyta; Magnoliopsida; Brassicales; Brassicaceae.